AUGAAGCAGAAUUAUCACAUCCAAGCUUGUGAUAUAAAGGCAUUUAUAUUUUCAUCUGCUGUUUAUUCUUAUCAGGGUGAAUACCAAAGGAAAUUAUACAGGGAACUGUUGAAAAACUACAACCGCCUUGAACGCCCAGUAUUUAAUGAUUCUCAGCCUGUUGUUGUAGAGCUACGUAUCACCUUGCUACAGAUAAUUGAUGUGGAUGAAAAGAAUCAGGUGCUGAUAACCAAUGCCUGGCUGCAGAUGGCUUGGAAUGAUUAUUACCUAUCCUGGAAUCAGUCGGAAUAUCCUGGUGUUCAGAAUCUGCGCUUCCCUUCUGACCUGGUAUGGGUGCCGGACAUUCUUCUAUACAACAGUGCUGAUGAAAGAUUUGAUGCCACUUUUCAUACUAACGUGUUGGUAAAUUCUUCUGGAGGAUGCCAGUACAUCCCCCCAGGCAUUUUAAAAAGUACUUGCUAUAUAGAUGUCCGCUGGUUCCCUUUUGAUGUUCAGAAAUGCGAUUUGAAAUUUGGCUCGUGGACACAUAGUGGUUGGCUUCUAGAUUUACAAAUGGCAGAUGCAGACAUUUCAGCUUAUAUCUCAAAUGGAGAGUGGGAUCUAGUAGGUGUUCCUGGAAAGAGGAAUGAGCUGUAUUAUGAAUGCUGCAAGGAACCUUAUCCAGAUGUGACAUACACAAUUACCAUGCGAAGACGAACUCUUUACUAUGGUCUUAACCUUUUAGUCCCUUGUGUCCUCAUAUCAGGAUUAUCACUUCUUGUAUUUCUGUUGCCUGCAGACUCUGGAGAGAAGAUCUCACUAGGGAUAACAGUGCUGCUUUCACUGACCGUGUUCAUGCUCCUUGUUGCUGAAAUUAUGCCUGCAACAUCAGACUCGGUGCCUCUUAUAGCACAAUACUUUGCCAUCACUAUGGUAAUAGUUGGGCUUUCAGUUGUGGUUACAGUCCUGGUACUGCAGUUCCAUCACCAUGAUCCACUUGGGGGAAAAAUGCCAAGAUGGGUUCGUGUUAUAUUGCUGAACUGGUGUGCCUGGUUCUUGAGAAUGAAGAAACCUGGGGAAAACCGAAGGCCUUUUCCUUACAAAUACAGCCAGCAGAAGCAUCAUUCUAGCAUUAGCAGUGUAGAAAUGAGUGCUGUUUCUGGUCAGCAGACCAGUAAUGGAAACAUGAUGUACCUUGGUUAUCAUGCAAUCGAAAAUCCAUGCAGUCCCCCUAACAGUGACUCAGGGAUGAUGUGUGGGAGGACAACCUGCUCAUCCAUGGAAGGCAGUGAUGCUCUUCAUAGCCGCAGCCAUCCUGAGACUCACAAAGAAAUUGCAAAGAUCCUGGAAGAAGUACAGUACAUAGCUCGUCGCUUUCGGGAGAUGGAUGAAGGAGAAGAGAUCUGCAGUGAAUGGAAGUUUGCAGCUGCCGUCUUAGAUCGUUUAUGUCUUGUUGCAUUUUCCUUAUUUUCAAUUAUUUGUACAUUCACCAUUUUAAUGUCUGCUCCAAAUUUUAUAGAAGCCAUUUCAAAGGAUUUCACAUAGUUGAUUGGUGGAAUAUUUCUUUAUUCUAAGAAAAAAUUAAUAUGAUAUACACAUCAAUAUGAAGCAUUUCCUCUUUAAUAAUAGCAAUUAUUCUUUUUUUAUGAUCAUUAAACAAAAUGUAUUAAAAAACAAUUACAGAAGUACAUUUGAAAUUGGAUUUCACCCGUACAAAGGUGUAUGUAUAGCUCAUUUGUUAAAUUAUCAUUGCUCUAUCAACAUACAGUUCAAAAUGAGCAAGUAAAAGGAAAUGUCCACUUUGUUGAAACAUCGUUGCUGCUCUACUCUAUAUACUCAUUUUAUUAUUCAUUGUUAAGAAAAUGCUUUAGCUGAACUGCUGGAAUAUGUACAGUAACUAAUACAUUUUUGCAGCAAGUAAUCUUCAUAUAAUCAGAGUCUAAACUGUUUUACUUUUCUGAAGAAAUUAAUUAUUAAAAGCAUUUCUUCAUUCUUAUACUGAUAUGCAAUAGAUGAUAUAUUAUAUGUAAAGGGAGAUUAGACACAAUGCUAUUACAAUAGGAGUGACUAAGAGUUUACAGUUUUGACUGACUCACAGUUAACACUGGUGAUUCAUAAAGAUUGUAAAAACAAA
This is a messenger RNA of Protopterus annectens (West African lungfish), 2113 nucleotides long. RefSeq names its product neuronal acetylcholine receptor subunit alpha-7-like. The coding region runs from base 1 to 1524 and encodes 507 amino acids. Lineage: Eukaryota; Metazoa; Chordata; Ceratodontiformes; Protopteridae. Gene Ontology annotation, molecular function: transmembrane signaling receptor activity; acetylcholine-gated monoatomic cation-selective channel activity. The record is from RefSeq and is a predicted model, not a curated record. Gene Ontology annotation, cellular component: neuron projection; synapse; postsynaptic membrane. The transcript has 10 exons. Gene Ontology annotation, biological process: nervous system process; signal transduction; regulation of membrane potential.